This is a messenger RNA of Magnolia sinica, 2804 nucleotides long. RefSeq names its product protein decapping 5-like. The record is from RefSeq and is a predicted model, not a curated record. Bases 668 to 2542 code for a protein of 624 amino acids. Gene Ontology annotation, cellular component: P-body. Gene Ontology annotation, biological process: P-body assembly; cytoplasmic stress granule assembly. NCBI's taxonomy places the organism in Eukaryota, Viridiplantae, Streptophyta, Magnoliopsida, Magnoliales, Magnoliaceae. The transcript has 8 exons. Gene Ontology annotation, molecular function: mRNA binding.
CCAUAAUAAGAUUUUGGUAAUUUUUAUUUUUCAUCCAAACUGUUGAUAAUGUCAAUAAGAAAUGUAUGAAGUUAAGAGACAAAUAUCAGAUUGAUUAAAAACUUUUAUAGCCCACAAAAUUUUUUUAAUGGUAAUUCUUCACUGUUUCUAGUGGCAUGGUCCACCUGAGUUUUGAAUAUUUUUGAUAUUUGGGAUAUAUAAAUAAAAUGAAGUAUAAAAACAUAUGGAUGGAGUGGAUAUACAAAAAAUAUAUCAAGGUGAGCCCCACACGGUUAGGGUCGGGUAACAACUAAUCCGCUCCCAAAUCGACGGCAGAAAAUGAAAAGCAAGAACAGCCAAAUAUCCAAUGCUAGAAACUCAAACGAACUGAAAGUAACAUGAUAGGGCCCAGCAUCUGUGUGGACCAGAUUGAUGUAUCAGCAUUCCACACGUGCUGCGGAGUGUUGGAUGUACCGUAUUAUGGUUCUUCCGUUUGUACGAUAUCGUCUCUCUAAAGACCUGACAGAUGGUGUUGAUGAGAAGGAACUGGAAAAAGGGGAAAAAAACUUCCAAAAAUAUCAAAAUCGAAGCGUUAGAAAAACCAAAAUUCCAAAUUUCAGAAGAGAAAGGUCAGGAUCUCUCUCUCUCUCUCUCUCUCUCUCUCUCUCUCUCUCUGCUGUGAAAAGCCAUGGCAGCAGCAGCAGCAACAGCUGCAGCAGAAGCUUCUUCAGGAUCUAGCGGUGGAGGAGGAUCCGCAGAUUCCUACAUCGGCAGCGUGAUUAGCUUGACAUCCAAAUGCGAAAUCAGAUACGAAGGCGUCCUCUACAACAUCAACACCGAUGAAUCCAGCAUCGGUUUGCGGAACGUAAGAUCAUUUGGAACUGAAGGACGAAAGAAGGAUGGCCCACAAAUUCCUCCAAGCGACAAACUUUAUGAGUACAUACUCUUCCGUGGUAGUGAUAUCAAGGAUUUACAGGUCAAGUCCUCCCCACCUGUUCAGGCUACACCAUCUGCACCUAUUCACAAUGACCCUGCUAUUAUACAGUCACACUAUCCUCAGCCAACAACUGUAUCCACAAGCUUGCCUUCUGCUGGAAGUGGGACUUUAGCAGAUCCCAGCUCACACACAUCACAAAUAGGAAUGCCACGGCCGGCAUUCCAGGGUGGUUUGCCUCUAUACCAACCUGGGGGAAGCUUAGGGUCGUGGGGUUCUUCACCCAAUCCAAAUGCAAAUGGUCCUGGCCUUCCAAUGCCAAUGUAUUGGCAAGGAUUUUAUGGACCCUCAAGUGGGCUACCUCAGUUCCAACAACAACCUUUGCUUCGGCCACCGCCAGGCUUGUCAAUCCCUCAAUCCAUGCAGCAGCCAAUGCAAUAUCCCGGCAUGAAUGCACCAUUGCCCCCUGGAGCUCCAAAUAUGACUGAAUUUCAUUCUUCUUUAUUGCCACCAGUUAGUAGUAACCUGAGUCUAACCUCAUCUGCUUUACCAUCAUCUCUGACUCCUACCCAACCUGCAGCAUUAGCUUCUGAAGCAUCACCAAGUCUGAUUUCAAAUACAGUCCCAAUCACCUCUCUUCCCACUACAACUCCAACUGCUAACUUGCCAUUGUUGUCGCCUUUAACUUCUUCUAGUUUUGACAUAAAUGCAUCUGUACCACCAAUGUCUAGCAAACCUCAGACAGUUCGUGGUCCAGCCCGAACCUAUCAAACUGUGGCUCAAUCUAUGUCCUCAGUUGUUGGGCCAUCUACUACAAGUCACAGCGAAACAUCAGUACCUUCGUUGGUAACUCCAGGCCAGUUACUGCAGCCUGGACCCACAGUGCUUCCUUCAUCGCAGCCGUUACAUAAGGGGAAAGAUGUAGAGGUUGUGCAACCGAUAUCAUAUGAACCAUCAGCAUCAGCUCCAACUGAAUCUCAGGCACCAAUAUUGCCAUUACCUACACCAUCAGAUCAUAAGCUGAAUGGGGCCGUCUUACAGAACCGUCACAAUAAUGGAGCUGUCUUACAGAACCGUCACAAUAAUGGAGCUGUCUUACAGAACCGUCACAAUAAUGGAGCCGUCUUACAGAACUGGCACAACAAUAGGGGCCGGGAAAGAGGAAGAGGAAAUGGGAUUUCACGUGCUGCAACCAAAUUCACAGAAGACUUUGAUUUCACGGCAAUGAACGAAAAAUUCAACAAGGAUGAAGUAUGGGGUCAUCUUGGUAGAAGCAAGGGUCAGUCGAGGGACAGAGAAGUGGAAGCAAGAGAUUAUGUUGCAGAUGAUGAUCUGGGUGAAGAUGAUGCAGAAUCCUCACAGUUCGAGGCAAAGCCUGUUUAUGUUAAAGAUGACUUCUUCGAUUCUCUUUCUUGCAAUGCACUUGAUCAUGGGUCCCGGAAUGGGAGGACAAAGUUUUCAGAGCAAAGGAAAAUUGACACUGAGACUUUUGGUGAUUUCCCAAGGCAUCGAGGCCGGGGUGGCCGUGGGCCCGGUUGGGGCAUCCGUGGUCGUGGCGGCCCCUAUUAUGGAAGGGGUUAUGGAUAUUUUGGGAGGGGCCGUGGUCAGUCCAUGUUGAACCGCGACUAGUUAGGGAGGGUAGGUGUUAUCUGUUUUGGGUUGAAACUGGCACAAGGUGUUGUCAUCAACCAAGACGCAAGACUGAUACUGAUGGAGAGCGUGACUGUAAUACUUAGGAGUGCCCUGCUUCCUUGCCAUUGUAGUGAAAAUAAGCAAAAGCUUAGAACAGAAGGGAUUUCAAUAGGACCUUGAAAUAAGCAUAUCAAUGUACAUGGGCUGAUAUAGUUGUGUAUGAUUGAACAUGCAGGUAGGAAUUGCAUUUCUUUUUCAA